AGUGGCUGACAAGAACUUGGAAGUGGCAGUCAGGCGAUUCCCGAUGUGCUUGCGCCACCACGUUGGAGGACUGCGCUUGUGACGUCGACGGCCGUGGGCGGGGCCACCCAAGUGAACGAGCGCUGGCUGCCAAAAAGGAGGGAGACGCGCGGAGGAGAGGAGCUAAGCUGGAGGCAGGCACGCGAGCGAGCGGGCUCAUCGGAGGGAGCGAUGCUUGUCGGAUUGAACCUUGGAUGAAUUGUUUCGCUGCUUUUGAUUGAUGGGAGGACAAAUACGAAGCAGAAAGCAGUUGAAAAAAACAACUUGAGGAGGACUUGUUUUUUUUUGUGUGACAACACUGCCUAAUUUCAACUCUUUUGCCUUGUUUCUUGGAGCAUUCCAUGCUUGGAAGAAGACCAACCUCCCUCAUUGAGCGUCCCCGGUCACCUGCGCUCCUCUGGCGGACUCAGCUGCAGCAGUUCUCGGCGUUAGCUGGGAUGUUUGAGUCGCGAUCUUUGGUGGGCUGAAGGCACCGAGCGAGAGAGAGAGCGAGAGAGAGAGUGAAAGUGGCCAGAGACACGGAGGGGAGGGGAACCGAGAGCAUGGCUCUGGUACCGCUGUCUCUCUGGGUGCUAACCACUCUCACCUGGGCCAGCCCGCUCCAGGGGUCCAUCAGCAGGCAUUCCAUUUACUGGAACAGCUCCAACAUCCAUCUGCGGCGCGAGGGCUACACCAUGCAGGUGAACGUCAACGACUACCUGGACAUCUACUGCCCUCACUACAACGACAGCCAGCGCAUGGUGGGCACCAGCGAGCAGUACAUCCUCUACAUGGUUAGCUACCGCGGCUAUCGCAACUGCGACCCCCAAAUGGGCUUCAAAAGGUGGGAGUGCAACCGGCCGCACGCCCCCCACGCCCCCAUCAAGUUCUCGGAGAAGUUCCAGCGCUACAGCGCCUUCUCGCUGGGCUACGAGUUCCACGUCGGGCAGGAGUACUACUACAUCUCCACGCCCACUCACCACCACGGCCGAAGCUGCCUGAGACUACGUGUGUACGUCUGCUGCUCCACAGCCUCCGACGUCGACGGCGAGCCGGAACCGACGGAGGCGGACUACACGCUUAGACCGGGCCUAAAAAUGGACGACGUCGAUGAAUUUAACCCUUCUGUCCCCAAGCUGGAGAAGAGCGUGAGCGGUAGCAGCCCGUCCCGGGACCGCCUCCUGCUCACCGUCACCAUGCUGCUGCUGGCCGCGCUCUUCGUCUCCUAGCAACGGCCGUCGCAUCAGCGUCACCAUGCCAACGAGCCUUCGGAGGGUGGACGGUGCAGCGGCGGACGGGCGGGCGGGACAGUGAAGAUGCAGUUUGUGUAUGUGUAACGUCCAUGUGUGUGCGUGUGUGUGUGUUAAAUCAUACGCGCCACAUAAAGCAUUUAUAAAAGUGGCAACAUCAGACUGAAAUUAUUAAAUAAUUGUAAAAAGGAAAAAAAACGUCAUUAAAUCCACCCACGCUUUUGAUUGGCUGGUUCACUUCCUGUUGCUUCGUUGUCAUGGUUUCACGCAACGGUACAAAUUGAACUCAAGUGGAUCUAAUGGAUGUUUCCUGGAACCUGAUGGGAACAUUGUGGAGCGAUGGAGGACUGUUUUUUUCUUUCUUGCCCAGCAGAAGAUGAACACAACUUGGGACUCCUGCUUUUUUUUUUUUCUUCAUCAUUUCCACUCACAGUUAAGGCGAGAGGGGGAAUCACUCGUAAAAGCAUUUAAAUGUCCGAGGUUAACAAAGCACACGCGUGCACAGUCACGGCUGAGCAUCCCUGCAUGUGAACACUCAGCAAUAUUGAAGAGAGAUGAAGGAGUGUGUUGCUCUGUGAUCUGUGAACGGAUCCAACCCGCCACACUUAUCAUUCAAGAUUCAAAAAUAGAUUCGAAAAAAAAGCAAUGUGAAGAUGGAGAGGUUGUGACCAGCCAAAAAGUCAACCACUACUACUCCAAUAACGACUGCUUACCAAGGAGAGCGUUCCCAUGGCAACUAGCACCUUAUUUCACCAUGGUUACCAAUUCCCCCUGCCAGUCAAUCAUAAUGGACAAUAUUUGGGACGCCCUGACGGACUCUGAUGAACCACACUCACAUUCAAGCGGCGUGUGAGGCGUUCAGGCGUGCGUGUAAAUGUCAAGACCGAACCGCGAAUGAACAUUUAAACGUUUUGAAAUGUAAUGAAAGUGGGGGAUUUUUUUUUUUUUCUACAAACUUGAAACUCAGUGUCCUUCAGUGUAGCUUUCAUUUGAUUGUUUUUUAUUAUUAUAUUAUUAUUAUUACAUUUCUGUGACGUGUCUUUGUUAAUGGUGAUGGAAUACAAUUGAGCCAUAUGUUAACUUGGGCUGCAUUGCAGACUGCUUGUCAAACCUUGACGUGUUUCAUUGAAGCAUUACAUGACUGAUACGGACAAGGUUGUAGAGCCUAUAUGUGUGAAAAGCUUAUUUUUAUUUUUAUUAUAUUGUACAGUAGUUGCUUUUAAAAUAAUGUGGCCUUUGCAAUCAUCUCUGAAACUAUAUGUGUGUGUAUAUAUAUAUAUAUAUAUAUAUAUAUAUAUAUAUAUAUAUGUAUAUAUAUGAUUAUAUUAGUAUACAAUGCAACACAUAUGGACUCUAUUGUCUCAGUGUGAUGCAGCCCAGGUGUAUAUUUGGCUAUGAGGGUGGGUCGAUCAUUCUUGCACUUAAGAAUUAGAACACAAAAGAAAGUACGUGUGCGUGUGAGCGUGUGAAAGUGUACGCGACGUUGUCUGGCGACACAACAGAAGCAUUUAGUAGUGUUGGAAACAACAGUUACAAUCAUGUUUACCUUCGGACCGGAAUGACUUUAAAUGUAAAGCGAAGAAACAAACAAAGCAUAACAACAGAGGUUCUAACCAUGAGCGUGAUAACGAAAUAAUACAAAUCCUACUUUUAACAA
Messenger RNA from Syngnathus acus (greater pipefish), 2925 nucleotides. It is a transcript of the gene efna3b, whose product is annotated as ephrin-A3b. Bases 582 to 1247 code for a protein of 221 amino acids. Gene Ontology annotation, molecular function: ephrin receptor binding. The transcript has 6 exons. Gene Ontology annotation, cellular component: plasma membrane. Lineage: Eukaryota; Metazoa; Chordata; Actinopteri; Syngnathiformes; Syngnathidae. Gene Ontology annotation, biological process: axon guidance; ephrin receptor signaling pathway. The record is from RefSeq and is a predicted model, not a curated record.